Darwinula stevensoni is the source of this 2614-nucleotide messenger RNA. Lineage: Eukaryota; Metazoa; Arthropoda; Ostracoda; Podocopida; Darwinulidae. The record is from the annotation of a GenBank genome assembly.
AUGGACAGGAGGGUUCAGGUCAUACUUGACACACAGGUGUCUUUGGAGUAUUCCUACUCACCUGGCUUAAGGAGACACAAAGCCCAACCGACAGAUGACUAUCACUGCCCCGUGUACGAAGAGGCCUACAGGCGUUCGAUGGAGGACCCUCAGGAAUUCUGGGCUGAAGUAGCUUCUGGUAUCUCAUGGAUGCGCAAAUGGGAUCGAGUCCUUGAUGACGCCAACCCACCUUUCACAAAGUGGUUCCCUGGUGGAAUGCUGAAUGUAUGCUUCAAUGCCUUGGAUCGUCAUGCAGACAGUGAAAUUGGAGACAACCCUGCUCUUAUAUAUGACAGCCCCAUCACAGGACAGGCAGACAAAUUCACCUUUAAGGAGCUUCUCUUCCAAGUAGAGCGUUGUGCAGGGAUGCUGAGUAACCUAGGGGUGUGCAAGGGGGACAGGGUGAUCAUUUACAUGCCUAUGAUCCCUGAGGCCAUGAUCACCAUGCUUGCAUGUGCUCGAAUUGGAGCCAUCCAUUCUCUUGUGUUUGGUGGGUUCUCAUCCCAAGAACUUGCCAAGCGGGUUGAACACAGCAAGGCACGUGUGAUCGUUGCUGCUUCCCAUGGAAUUGAGCCUAACAAGACCAUUUGGUACAAGCAGAUUGUGGAUGAGGCUAUUGAACUUAGUACCCACAAACCAAAGCAUGCUGUGAUAUAUCAGAGGCCAAAAAUGGAAAAGGUGGAGAUGAAAUUGGGCUUUGAUGUUGACUGGGAGAAUGCAAUGGAUUGUGCCACACCUCAUGGUUGUGUCCCUGUUCAUGCAGAAGACCCUCUCUACCUACUUUAUACUUCGGGCACUACAGGAGAGCCUAAGGGAGUGAUAAGGCCAUCAGGUGGCCAUGCAGUGGUGCUUCCUUGGACCAUGAAGUACAUCUAUGGAAUGAACAAAGGAGAUGUUUGGUGGGCAGCAUCUGAUCUCGGCUGGGUGUUGGGACAUUCUUACAUUUGCUAUGGUCCUCUUUUGAAUGGCAGCACGACCAUCUUGUAUGAGGGGAAACCGGUCAGCACUCCUGAUGCUUAUCAGUUUUUCAGGGUAAUCCAUGAAUACAAUGCCAAUGCUCUCUUCACUGCUCCAACUGCUCUGAGAUCUAUCAAGAGAGAAGACCCUCAUGGGGAACAUGGGACCAAGAAGUAUCCUCUUCAAUCAUUCAGGUACUUGUUUGUGGCUGGAGAACACUGUGACUACGAGACAAGGGAAUGGGCUGAGAAAGCAUUCAAGGUCCCAGUGCUGGACAACUGGUGGCAGACGGAGACAGGGCAUGCAAUAACAGCAACCAGUGUAGGACUGGGCUGUAGCACCAGCCCUCCAAGGGAUGUAUCUGGAAUGCCUGUCCCAGGCUAUGAUGUUCGUGUGCUUCGUCCUGAUCGUUCUGAGGCUGAACCUGGGGAGCUGGGCCGCAUUGUGUGCAAAAUGCCCCUUCCUCCAGGAAACUUCACCAAUCUGUACAGUGCUGGCGAGAGAUUCGUCAAAACAUAUUUCUCUGAGUAUCCUGGCUAUUAUGACACUCAUGAUGCUGGCUUUAAAGAUCAGCAUGGCUACAUCUGUGUGAUGUCAAGGGAUGAUGAUGUCAUCAAUGUAGCUGGCCAUCGAUUAUCCACUUCCCAGCUUGAGGAAGCCAUUUUGGAGCAUCCAGAUGUGUCAGAUUGUGCUGUGGUUGGAGUACCUGAUCCCAUGAAGGGGGAGGUCCCUCUUGGUCUCUACAUCACUGCUAAAGGUGAGAAGUUGUACUCAGCUUUUAGUGUGGUUCUGUUGCCAGGAUCCAUUGAGGAUCCAUCUGUGUUCAUGGGUAUCAAAGUUGCUCUUCAGGCAGUUGGUUUUGCUUUGGAGGCCCCUGACCCACAGUAGCCUUGCCAACACUCUUUAGGAUUUUGUGUUCAGAAACUUGACCAACCAUUUUGUAUGACAUAUCUUCUAUUUUGUAGUUAUUUUUUCACCAUGUUCACAGGCAUCAUUUUAUCAUUUAAUUGGGUUUUGUAUAGUUCUCCAUUUUCUUCAGAGUUCUCUCAUUUGGCACGUUUUCUACAUUUCAGACUUGAAAGUCUAAGAAGUUGAAGGAAAAUUUUCAUCUUUGAUGCAGACAAAGUCUUGUGUUUCAUGUACUGAAUAGCUGGAUCUUAAAAACUUACAUAAAGUAAAACCCUUGCAGCUAAGUGCCAGGGGACUAUGGAAAUUAUUUUACCUGAGGGAUUUCAUUAUGACCAAUAUUCCCUUGUUUUUAGUCAUUGCUUUUGAUUGUAGCUACUUUGUGAAUGUGGACAGAAGACACGUUGAGUUUUGCUUUAAUAUGCUGCCCUACUUUCAGAUCUCAAAAUGAUGUGAGAAGAUAAGGAACGAAUUCAGUUCCACUCAUGAUGAAAAAGCAUAAGCACUCACACAUCUUGAUAUGCAUGCAUUCACAUCAAAAACUGAAUACUUUUUCAAAUGGACAUGCUGUCCAAUGAUUUUGAUCUCAAAAAAGUUUUGUUUUUCAUCCAACAUUGAUCAAAAUUUUAGUGAAUGGCCUCUUUUUUUUAUCAUAUUCCAAAUGUAUCACCUAUUUUGUUUUUGUGGACCAUCUUUCAAUAACAAGCCACCA